UGUUAGAGACGCAUAGCAGGGAAUAAAGCCCUGGAGGAGUUAGCUCCGACUCCAGAUACAGAAGGAUUUUUAACCCAGAAACAGCAUGGACAGCAUGUGGAAGAGCUGGGUGCUGCUGCUCACUCUCUACUUGGCUUCCUACCAAGCUGCGGCGAGCCCACUCUCAUGGCAGAAAGAGUGCUCGGAGGGUCCUGAGAACUGGUGUAAGGAUUUUCAAGCUGCUUUGCAAUGUGGGGUUGUGGAACACUGUUGGCAGACUGUUUGGAACAAGCUUCCUGGGAAAAGCGUCCCUUGCUUAGCAUGUAAAAUGGCGGUGUCAGUGGUUGGGAAGAUCUUGCAGGACAAUCGUACAGAUGAAAAGAUCCAUGCUUUCUUGGAUAAGAUAUGCCAGUGCCUGCCUUACCAGGACUGGUCACUGAAGUGCAAGAAGAUGGUGGAUACUAGCUUGAUAAUGAUCAUAGAGAUGAGCAAACAAAUAUUGUCCAACCCUGAUGUUGUGUGCCGGGCCAUCUCCUUGUGCAAAUCCAUAGAGAAUCAUGAGGAUGCUCCGAAGCGUCAGAAUCCACUGCAGUCCAAUGAGAUACCUGUGAUGGACUUCCCUGAAAUGGUGUCUCCCUUCCUUGCUAAUGUCCCUCUUCUCCUUUACCCCCAAGACAAGACCCAGCAAGAGACCUGGGAGAGAAGACCCUUGUGUCAAGAUUGUGUUCAGCUGGUCACUGAUGUUCAGAAAGAAGUGAGAACCACCAAGUCCUUGGUUGCUACCGCCGAGCAGCUGUGUGAACACCUGGGAUCUAGCUUGGCUGAGGGGUGCAAGAGCUAUGUUCAUAAAUAUUCAGAGUUUGCGAUCCAGAUGGCGAUGCACAUGCACCCAAAGGAUAUUUGUGGCAGAGUUGGAUUCUGUCCUUCCCUGAAAUCUGAGCCCUUUCAGGAUCUGGUACCAGCCAAAGUGAUGCCUGCAUUCAAUACAAAGGAGCCAGCUCAGGAACACCAGGAACCAGAAAACAACACUCCCCUGUGCAGUAUAUGUGAGAUUGCAGUAAAGGCAGCAGAGCGCAUGCUGGAGAACAACAAGACAGAGGAGCAAAUAGUCCAUGAAAUGGAGAAGGUCUGCUACAUGCUGCCCCAUGGUGUCUUAGGACAGUGUAAGGACUUCGUGGACUCUUACGGCAAGGCUGUUGUCGUCAUGUUGUUGGAAGCCACUAAUCCUGAAGCUAUAUGCAUCAUGCUGAAAUGCUGCCCCAAGAGUAGCCCUUCACACGCUGAGAGAAGAGCUCUGGAGCAGUUACCAGCAAACCCUGGCGAGUUCUGUGAUGUGUGUCAGAUUGUUGUAACUUACAUCGACAAUGAGCUGGAUCAGAAUGAGACAAGGGCUCAAAUUGGAAAGAUGCUCGAGAAGGGCUGUCACUUUCUGCCACAACCCUUGAUAGAAAAGUGUGAUGAGGUUGUGCUGGAGUAUGAACCGCAAGCCCUGCUACUCCUGGAACGCAUAAUGGAACCGUCUUUUGUGUGCACUAAAAUAGGAGCUUGUCAGUCGUCCGAAGAUCUCUUGGGUGAGGAUCCAUGUGUGUGGGGUCCAAGCUACUGGUGUAAGAACAUGGAGACUGCAGCUCAAUGCAAUGCUGUUGAGCACUGCAAACACCAUUUAUGGUCUUAGAAGAAACCUUUCCAGCUGAAAAUGUUUGCCAUGGUUUUGAUUAAGCCUCCUGGAAUUUGUUUGGGUAGGGAUGGGUGAGAUGUUGAGGCUGGGUCAAGAACAGUCUCUCCUCUCCCUUCUGAUGGUCCUGUGCCUUCUGCUUUGUGUGUAGUGCUGCUGCCAUUUAGGGAGCUCCUCUGUACUGCUGACUCCACAAAAGCCUUUAAACAGUACCAUUUUGUGUGCGUUUGGUGCGGGGCGGGGGGAAGGAGGGUGAGGUGUUGGGUAGGGUUGUGUGGGGUUUGUUCCUUUGUGAAUUAAUAGACCAAUGUAUAAUUAAAAAAAAAAACCAGGACAGGUGGACCCAACUGAAAUUCUGUGGUUGGCUGGUGUUGCAUUUACUGCAAUGUUCUUGAGUGGAGCCCUGUGUGAAUACAAAAUUAGUAUCUGCAGAAAUGAGCCACGGAUAUCAACAAUAACAUCUGUGGAUGUGGGUAUAAAGUGGAUAGUCACAGAUUUGCAGGGUCUAGAUACAAAAUAAAAAUGAGCCACAGAUAUCCGCCUCUACAUCAGUGGAUGUGGAUACUCAGAUAUAAAGUGGAUAUUUGUAGAUUUGUAGGGCUCUAUUCUUGAGCACUCUGCCCUUACAUGG
This is a messenger RNA of Pelodiscus sinensis (Chinese soft-shelled turtle), 2285 nucleotides long. Its product is annotated as prosaposin-like. Lineage: Eukaryota; Metazoa; Chordata; Testudines; Trionychidae. The record is from RefSeq and is a predicted model, not a curated record. Gene Ontology annotation, cellular component: lysosome. Gene Ontology annotation, biological process: sphingolipid metabolic process; regulation of lipid metabolic process; prostate gland growth.